UCACAAGUAUUUUUCAGCAGGACUGUCACUGCCCCUGAACAAGGAAUCAUAUUACUGCAAGAACUUUGCUGAAACAAAGAAGAUAUAUUGGACAAAUGGGAAAUUAUAAAUCUAGACCAACCCAGACUUGCACGGAUGAAUGGAAGAAGAAGGUCAGUGAAUCCUAUGCCACAGUCACGGAGCGGUUGGAGGACGACCUGCAAAUCAAGGAGAAGGAGCUGGCAGAGUUAAAGCAUGUUUUCAGCUCUGAUGAAGCCUUCUGCAAAGUCAACCUGAACUACCGCACGGAGAGCGGGCUCUCGCUGCUGCACCUGUGCUGCGUGUGUGGGGGCAACAAAUCCCACAUCAGAACGCUCAUGCUGAAGGGGCUGCGCCCGUCCAGGCUAACGAGAAAUGGAUUCACAGCUCUGCACUUGGCAGCUUAUAAGGACAGCGCGGAGCUGCUGACGGCGCUGCUGCACGGCGGGGCCGACAUCCAGCAGGUGGGCUACGGGGCCCUGACUGCCCUGCACGUGGCCGCCAUCGCCGGCCGCCACAAGGCUGUGGAUCUUCUCCUGCAGCACGGCGCCUACGUGAACGUGCAGGACGCCGUGUUCUUCACCCCGCUGCACAUCGCUGCCUACUACGGCCACGAGCAGGUAACCCACCUCUUGCUGAAGUUUGGAGCCGAUGUGAACGCGAGUGGUGAGGUUGGGGACAGACCUCUCCACCUGGCUGCUGCCAAAGGCUUUCUCAGCAUCACAAAGCUUUUGAUGGAAGAGGGAAGCAAAGCUGAUGUGAAUGCUCAGGACAACGAGGAUCACGUGCCUCUGCACUUCUGCUCUCGAUUUGGGCACCAUGACAUUGUGAAGUUCUUACUGCAGAGCAGCUUCGAGGUGCAGCCCCACGUGGUGAACAUCUAUGGAGACACCCCUCUGCACCUGGCCUGCUACAAUGGGAAGUUUGAAGUUGUCAAGGAAAUCAUUCAGCUCUCAGGAACAGAAAGUCUCACUAAAGAAAAUAUAUUCAGUGAAACAGCUUUCCACAGUGCUUGCACCUAUGGAAAGAACAUAGAACUUGUCAAGUUUCUUCUUGACCAGAACGUUGUAAGCAUCAAUCAUCAGGGGAGAGAUGGGCACACAGGGUUGCACUGUGCCUGCUACCACGGCCACAUUCGCCUUGUGCAGUUCCUGCUGGAUAACGGCGCUGAUAUGAAUCUUGUAGCCUGUGAUCCCAGUAGGUCCAGUGGAGAAAAGGAUGAGCAGACCUGCCUGAUGUGGGCUUAUGAGAAAGGUCAUGAUGCAAUUGUGACCCUCCUGAAGCAUUACAAGAGACCUCAGGAUGAAUCCCCCUGCAAUGAAUACUCCCAGCCUGGAGGAGACGGUUCCUACGUGUCAGUGCCAUCCCCUCUAGGGAAGAUUAAAAGCAUGACAAAAGAGAAGGCUGAUGUCCUCCUCCUCCGUGCUGGUUUGCCAUCACACUUCCACCUCCAGCUCUCUGACAUAGAGUUCCACGAGAUUAUCGGCUCAGGGUCUUUUGGAAAAGUCUAUAAGGGGCGAUGUAGAAAUAAAAUUGUUGCCAUCAAACGUUACCGAGCCAACACCUACUGCUCCAAGUCGGACGUGGACAUGUUCUGCCGCGAGGUUUCCAUCCUCUGCCGGCUGAACCAUCCCUGCGUCAUCCAGUUCGUGGGAGCCUGCCUGGACGACCCCAGCCAGUUUGCCAUUGUCACCCAGUACAUCUCCGGGGGAUCGCUCUUCUCCCUGCUCCACGAGCAGAAGAGAAUUCUUGAUCUGCAGUCUAAAUUAAUCAUUGCUGUAGAUGUGGCCAAAGGCAUGGAGUACCUCCACAAUCUCACACAGCCCAUCAUACAUCGGGAUUUGAACAGUCACAAUAUUCUCCUGUAUGAGGAUGGUCAUGCAGUAGUUGCUGAUUUUGGAGAAUCUCGAUUUUUGCAAUCCCUGGAUGAAGACAAUAUGACAAAACAACCUGGGAACCUGCGCUGGAUGGCCCCGGAGGUGUUCACCCAGUGCACAAGGUACACCAUCAAAGCCGACGUCUUCAGCUACGCCCUGUGCCUCUGGGAGCUGCUGACAGGGGAAAUUCCGUUUGCUCACCUGAAACCAGCGGCGGCCGCGGCUGACAUGGCGUAUCACCACAUCCGCCCGCCCAUCGGCUACUCCAUCCCCAAGCCCAUCUCUGCCUUGCUGAUGAGGGGCUGGAACGCCUGUCCUGAGGGGAGACCAGAGUUUUCAGAAGUUGUCACAAAGUUAGAGGAGUGUCUGUGCAAUAUUGAGUUAAUGUCUCCAGCCUCCAGCAACAGCAGCGGGUCCCUGUCCCCCUCCUCGUCCUCGGACUGCCUGGUGGCCCGCGGUGGCCCUGGGCGCAGCCACGUGGCCGCGCUGCGCAGCCGCUUCGAGCUGGAGUACGCCCUGAACGCGAGAGCCUACACGGCCUGGGCCCAGGGCACUGGACAGCCCCACUCUCAGGGCCUGUCUCUGGAUGACAUGAGAAGAACCUUCCAGUACCCACCCGUGGACAAGAACGGGUACGUGUCAGACCCCCUGAGCACCAUGAGGUUCCACUCCUGUGGCGGCGGCGGCAGCUUCGAGGACAGCAGCUGAGGGAGGAGCAGCCUCCUGCCCCAGCCCGGCCACCGACCUCCCCAGGGACCCUGAGUGCCUCUGACACCCCUGGAAUGAACAGCUUCAGUGUGGAUCACAAAUGUCCCUGCCCUGCAUUCUGCUUUGCAUCUCCCUCAGCUGACCCCCUCGUGCUCUGCAGCAGCAGCUCUGACCAUGGGGCAUUAAAAAAGAGAAUAGAGGCAGGGCAGCAAAAAUUGAACUCUUCCUCUAGAAGCAAUUACAGAAUUAAUCACACUGUUAUUUUCUGGGGUCUUUUUUCAAACUAACAAAAUUUGUCUGUGAUACUGCAUGUGUGGCCAAGGCAGCCUGCCUUCCUGGCUGGGCAGGAAUCAGUAUUUCCCACUGAUGGCAGGGCUCUGUGCUGUUUUUGAGGAUGCUGUUUUCCUGCAGCCAUGAUCCCUGAAGCAGGUCUGCAGUGAGGCCUCGAGCAGUGUGACAGGCAUGACCUGUGGCUGCACGGUGGGCUCUGACAAUGCUUCUGACACGCCUGCCAUUACUUCAGUAGUGCUGAAGCAAUAAAAACGGGGAAGAUUUCAAUAAGCAAAGCUUAGAGGUCAUUUUCCAUUUGUUCUGUUUCACUUGCUAAAAAGUUGAGUGGGGAGAAGCUGUUACAGCUCUGUUCCAGCUCUCCCAGCACCGCCUGGGUACCAGUCAGUGGUUACCACUGCUCCACUGGGCUCAUGCCUCAGGUGCAGUUCCAUUUACACCAGCAGCUGCUGGGACAAUAGAAAUGUCAGAAUAAAUACACAGGAAAGCCUGGGAUGGGGCUCACAAGGAGACCUGCUGGACCCUGCCUGCAAUCUCCUGGCCCAAGAAGUUGCCAGAUUUCCAUGGAAGGGGCUGAACAAGAGGAACUAUAAAGCUCCAGCAAACCACAACAAAACAACAUCCAGAUUUGCCCACAACUGGAGGAGAUCUGUUGUGUUCUUUCUAGAAGUACAAGCGUGGUUGGCAGUUUGCAUGCUGUGAGGGAAGAGGGGCAGAGCAGAAGGCACAAGCUGCACCAGGGAUGCUGAUGCAAAUUGCCUACCUGACUCUAAUUGGCCAGAUGAUGAUCUGCUCCACAUGGCCAAGCUGCAGAAGCACCAGCAGGGAACAGGGCUGACGAUUUUCUGUGGGCAGAGAUUAGGUCUCAUUGCUGGCUCUUUGCAUUGGCCAGAAACACCAAUGGUGCAGAAAGGAUCCAUUGUCAUAUCUAAAAAUUCUGUUCCAGCACUGAUUCUUUUUCAACAGGAAUUUUCUUUUUACAAACAUCUCUGCAUUCUUUUUCCCUUGCUUAAAGUAAUCAUGCAGUGACUCUGCAUUUAAUGACUGGGCCUGAAAACAAGAAACUAAACUGGAUUAAACAAACAUGGAGCAAGGAAGCAGACUUCAUGUGCAUUAAUACCUCUGUGUCCUUACUGAUGCCUGAGCUGCUGGUGUCAUCCCUGAGCACCUUGUCAUAUAUAAGAGUAUGUCAGAGGGGAACAUAUGGAAACAGCAACAAAAAUACCAGAAUGCAAACCUUUUUAGUUUAAAAGCUCUCUACAAAGACAAGUGCCUGCAAAUAAUUUUAAUACUAAUUAAAAUUACUGGUUCCUUGAAGGAAACAAUAUCUUAGUUAAUUGCUCUCUAUAGAAGAAAAUCAGGCUCAGGGGGAAAACAUGUUUCAUAAGAGUGAUGAGUUAGUAAAACAAACAAAAACUCUGAAAAAUGUAAAUGAGAAGAACAUGUUCCAAAGCAGUUUGUGGGAGUGCAAAUAGCCUGUGCUGUUCCCAGAGAAGCCCCAACACACUGAAAUAUUUACCAAGAAUGAGAUGCUAAGAGGGUUCCUACCCUGCUUUGGAGACCUGCCAGUGCCUGGCAGCUGUAGUGAUAUUUUAAAUUGUUUAACAUAUCAGCAAUAGGUGGUCUAGUUUAAAACAAUCUGGUGUCCAACCAGACAAGGGUUUGGACAACAGCCAGAAGUGAGCCCAGCAUCCCUGCAGUAGGUCCCAACAUUCCCCAGCAUGGCACUGCACAGGAGUGCUGCUACAGUAUGGCACAGAGUGCUGGCACAGCAUGGCACAGGUCAGCACAGGACAACCAGAACAGCCAGGAUGGCACAGGACAGCCAGGAGAACACGGGACAGCACGGGACAGCACAGGAUAGCACAGGAACAGCCAGGAGAACACAGGCCAGCACAGCUGGGACAGCACAGAAGAGCUGCCUCACAGGCUCAGCCCCAAUAGGCAGGCAGAGGGGUCGGUCAUGUCUGGUUUGUACAGCUGAGGCCCAAAACCACUCAGGUAAUUCCCAGCCAGGAAACCCACCUUGCAGCCCUCGUUUCAGACAGAGGGAUGAGCUGCCCAUGCUGUCCACACCCAGCAUCCUUGGUGCUGUCUGUGAGUCACCAUUCCACAUCUCUGCCAGCAAUGCCAGGGCUUGGUGCCCAGUUCCAGGAGCUGGACUUUAAAUGUUUCCCAUCGUGUCUGCAGUGCACAGCUGGCAUGGUUUUGAACUGAUGAAAUGCAUCUCUUCAGCUGUGGAAUGUCACCAGGUUCCAGCUGUGUGACACACAUCUGAGGCACAACCAUCAGGAGCCAGUGACAGGCAAUUGAAAAUACCUGACACUUCAGGGAGUUGAAAAAGCCUUCCUGAUGAGCCAAGAAUGAUUUUUGCCAGUGGCAACACUGUUGGAUAGUUUGCUUUGCUCACAUAUGCUCACUUUAAUAAUUAGUCUUUUUUUUCUUUUUGCUGCACAUCUUGUUUUUCCCUAAGUGCAACCUACUUUUCACUUUGAAGUUAAUUACUAAUUAGCACCAUAUAGGAGAGCAGAAAGGACCAUGGGAAGCUUUUUCAAACCUACACAAUUAUCCAUUUCCAUGAUUUUGCUUAUUACCAAACUUCUGCCUGCUCAAAUGACAGGGACACUAAUGUUUUGGAAGUCCACAUAUGUGUCCCUAACCACAGCGUUCUUUCCCCCAACUGUUACAACCAUGCCCUAAGUGUCACCUAUAAAUAUUUCAAGAAUGUUAAAUAAUGAACUGUCAGCAGUCUAGUUCCUUACAGUCACACUGCUCUGUUCAUCAAAGCCUUCUCUGAUGUCCUGGGUCUCCUGCAGCCCCAGAGGGGCUCCCAGGGAAUCUCUGCAAAGGCAAAUCCCUGCAUCCCUCUCUGUCUUUGCUCACCUGUAACCCUGGAAUUGCCACCCAUGUGUCUGAACGCCCAGGUGUGGCCACGCCUGCAGCAUGAGCUUUAGAGAGGUACCUGCACAAGGAACUUUAGUGGCACAAACACUCAGCCCAACAUCACUCAGCCCAUUGGAAAGCAGAGACAGACACUGAAGCUCAGGCCCUGCUGCACUGGCAGCGAUUAUUCCUACAGUGAAACCACUGGCACAAACUGAAGGAACUGCACAGACUGGUACAGGUGUUUAAUAGACCUGAGUGAAUGUAGGGUAUGGACACAGAACACACAAACCUCUGAGACAGUCCUCAGCACAAACAUGUGCAGACUGAACGUACAAAUGCAAGCAUCUCUAGUAUAGGAAUGUCCCUAGGAGCAAACACACUGCAGCCACUUGAUCACAUUUGAGCUUCCAGUUCCAUGUAAUUGAUCUGAAGAGACCCACAGCACCAAUCCACUCAAAAUCAUGCUCAUUCCAGUGUCUUUUCCCUACUUGAAAAUGCAGUUACAGUCCCCCACUCUGUGGGGCUGAGUCUGCUGUACCCACCAAGCUUAGAGUGCCCAGAGGCUGCUGCACACCUGGCCCCAGGUGCCUGGCCCAAAGGGGUCCAGGGGUCCCAGUGCUGCCAGAGGUGCAGCAGAGCUGGGAAGAGCCUUGGGCAGCAGAGAUGGGCAGCCAGCACCAGGCUGAGACAACUCUAAACUGAUCUCCCUCCUGGCAGCCUCAGCUGAGGGUCCAUGGACCUCUCCUGAGUGACUCCAGCAAAAGCAGGCGGCCAGGCCUUAUGCAUUUACAGAUACUCGUUAGAAUUGUUCUGAUUUGACAACUUUCAGCAACAUUUCCGCGUGCUGAUAAUGCCCUGAAGCGUGGCCAGCACCAAGCCUGGAUCUCCAAGGAGAGGGAAGCGCCCCCAGGGCUCCUGGCACAGGGGCCAUGCAGGAGGGCACCCCUCCCCUGGCAUGGAGAAGAUCCAGGAUAAAAGCCGUGCCUAGGGGAGGAGGGGAAGUUCAGUCAGUCCAGUAUUUCUCCAGUUUUCAAGAAAAACAAGCCAGAGAGCUGUGGAACAAUCCUUGUGAUUACUGUCUUCACCCUUCCAAAGGAGUGCUGCUCCCGGGCU
Molecule: messenger RNA, 6890 nt
Organism: Prinia subflava (tawny-flanked prinia)
Lineage: Eukaryota; Metazoa; Chordata; Aves; Passeriformes; Cisticolidae
Gene: TNNI3K
Product: TNNI3 interacting kinase
Exons: 25
Coding region: 96-2603 (835 amino acids)
Biological process (GO): signal transduction; protein phosphorylation
Cellular component (GO): cytoplasm
Molecular function (GO): protein binding; protein kinase activity; ATP binding
Source: RefSeq, a predicted model, not a curated record